Apaloderma vittatum (bar-tailed trogon) is the source of this 653-nucleotide messenger RNA. RefSeq names its product WD repeat and SOCS box containing 2 (gene WSB2). The coding region runs from base 66 to 653 and encodes 195 amino acids. The record is from RefSeq and is a predicted model, not a curated record. Gene Ontology annotation, molecular function: protein binding. Gene Ontology annotation, biological process: intracellular signal transduction. NCBI's taxonomy places the organism in Eukaryota, Metazoa, Chordata, Aves, Trogoniformes, Trogonidae. The transcript is spliced from 5 exons.
AGGUCCAGGUGCUGUCAGGCCACGUGCAAUGGGUCUACUGCUGCUCCAUCUCCCCGGACUGCAGCAUGCUCUGCUCCGUGGCCGGAGAGAAGUCGGCGCUGCUGUGGAGCAUGCGGUCCUACACCCUCAUCCGCAGGCUGGAGGGGCACCAGAGCAGCGUGGUGUCAUGCGACUUCUCGCCAGACUCAGCGCUCCUCGUCACUGCCUCCUACGACGCCUGCGUCAUCAUGUGGGACCCCUACACCGGGGAGCAGCUGAGGAUGCUGCGCCAUGUCCCCUUGCACUCAGCGGUGGAUUACAGCAGCGAAGUCCACACGAGUUCCCUGCGCUCUGUCUGCUUCUCCCCUGAGGGCCUCUACCUGGCCACAGUGGCAGAUGACAGGCUCCUGAGGAUCUGGGCGCUGGAACUGCGCUCUCCAGUCGCGUUCGCUCCCAUGACCAACGGCCUGUGCUGCAUGUACUUCCCGCAUGGAGGUUUCAUUGCCACGGGGACCAGAGAUGGACACGUCCAAUUCUGGACGGCUCCAAGAGUCCUCUCGUCACUAAAGCACUUGUGUCGCAAAGCUCUGCGCACUUUCCUGACGACGUACCAAGUCCUGGCGCUCCCUAUUCCCAGGAAGCUGAAGGAAUUCCUCACUUACCGGACUUUUUAA